AUGUCAAAUCUAAAAAUGAAAGAGGCCGCCCUUAUCUAUCUUGACAGAAGUGGAGGCCUCCAAAAGUUUAUAGAUGAUUGCAAGUUCUACAAUGAUUCAAAACAAAGUUAUGCAGUCUAUCGAUUCAGUAUUUUAAUAAAUCCCUCUGAUAUUGUUGAAUUGGAUGCUGAACUUGGAAAUUACAUUUUACACCAGCCACUAAAAGCUGCUCAAGUUUUUCAAUCUGUCUGUUUUAUUGCUGUUAAGACUCUUUCACUAAUUGGACAAUUACAGACUGAAGCUCAAAUUAAUAUAGUGCUGAAGUUAACACAUUUACCUCCUCUGCGAAGUUAUAGUCUUGAUCUUUGUGAAUUUCCACUUGAUUAUUCAUCUCAAAGAUUUUAUAUGAUGCAAGGUAUUGUGAUUGCAAUGACAACUGUAACCAAGUACACACAAGGUGCAAGAUUUCUUUGUUCAGAUGAAGCAUGCCCUCUGUCGAAAGGAUUUGAGUAUAUAAGAGUGCAUGUGCCUGGUGCUACUGAAUCUGCAACAGUAAGAAAUGACUUUUUGUGUAAUCUGUGUUCAUCUUCACUUCAAGAAGACAGAAAAUUUAGAGUACUUGGUGAUAAACAGAUAGUUGAAAUAAUCACAGCAAAGGCACUUCAUGCUUUUCAAGGAUAUUCCAAUAACCAGCCAUUUAGGUUUCAAUCUCUUACAAUUUUUCUAAGGGAUGAAUCUGUGAGUAAAAUGAAUAUAGGAAAUGAGUAUAAAAUUAUUGGAAUUCCAACCUGUGUAAGAACUUCACAAACUGCUGUCUGUAUAGAGGCAAACAGUAUCAUUUCUUGUAAUCCAGAAGUUCCUUCAGGAAUAAGCGACAAUUUUAGGUAUCUCCUCUCUUUGACUUCCAGCUCAUGCUGGAAAUUUACAGCGAUACUUGCCAAUAUCUUUGCAUCACAAAUUGUUCCUCCUGGGACUUACAAUUUGCUCAAGCUAUGUUUGCUGAUGAGUCUAGUACAGACAAGUGACCGUAACAAGGAACUGAAAGAUUGCCUGGAUAUUUUAAUCAUGACAAGUGAUACUCUACUUGUAGACAGGCUUUUGAAUUUUAGUAUAAAACUUGUGCCUCGUGGCAUACGUCAUCCAGUCUCUACUGAAAUUUUUCCUACUCUAUCCAGGAAUAAGUAUGGAACUGGAGCAGUUAGUAUUCAAGCUGGCAGUGCUUUGCUAGCUAAAGGUGGUAUCUGCUUUAUAGGAGACUUGGCUUCACACAAAAAAGAUAAACUAGAACAGCUUCAAUCAGUUGUGGAAAGCAGAAGCAUCACAGUAUACAUCCCAGGAAAGAAGUUUGGGGAUGAUAUUAAUCAACAAAUGACUUUUCCAGUUCAGUGCAGUUUUUGGUCUUUUGUUGAUAUGGAUUCAUCUUCAAGGAGAAAUAUGCAGAAAACCAACACUCUCAUUGGUCGGAUGGAUUGCAGUUUGAUUCCAGCUAAUCUUGUAGAGGCGUUUGGAUUAUUGAUUAACUGCAAUGAAUCAUCUUCUUGCUACCCACUUAUUUCUACUGUGCAACACACUUUAAAGAAAGCCAUCGAUCCUGAAGAGCUCGUUUAUGUAGCUUCUAAGAAGUUCACAACUGAAGAUUUUGAAAAGCUGCUGGCUUUUGCAAAGAAUUUGAAUGUAGAAUUCAGUUUGGAGGCAGAAAGAAUGAUCCAUGGCUAUUAUCUAGCAAGUCGCAGAAUCAGAACAGAUUCUAUAAGUGGAUCAAAACUGUCAGCAUCUGCAUUAAAAUAUUUAGUUUCCCUAGCUGAAGCGCAUGCUCGACUGAACUUAAGGAAUAAAGUGCUUAAAGAAGAUGUACUAAUUGCAGCCUUAUUGUUUGAAACAUCUCUCACACUGAAAUAUGGGGCCACUGUAUUUUGUGUUGCUCCAAAUGCAGUAUUUCCAUUUGAAUUGUAUAAUGAAGAAUAUUUGGAGCAAAGGGAUAUCUAUUUGAAUCAAUGCCAACAGCAGCUCCAACAGUUUAUUGCCACAUAUGGACCUGGGACAGCUAUUUUCACUAGUGAUGAAUAG
Puma concolor (puma) is the source of this 2046-nucleotide messenger RNA. RefSeq names its product minichromosome maintenance domain containing 2 (gene MCMDC2). The record is from RefSeq and is a predicted model, not a curated record. Lineage: Eukaryota; Metazoa; Chordata; Mammalia; Carnivora; Felidae. Gene Ontology annotation, molecular function: single-stranded DNA helicase activity; DNA binding; ATP binding. Gene Ontology annotation, cellular component: nucleus. Gene Ontology annotation, biological process: double-strand break repair via break-induced replication.